Molecule: messenger RNA, 1137 nt
Organism: Capra hircus (goat)
Lineage: Eukaryota; Metazoa; Chordata; Mammalia; Artiodactyla; Bovidae
Product: CMRF35-like molecule 4
Exons: 4
Coding region: 107-844 (245 amino acids)
Cellular component (GO): plasma membrane
Molecular function (GO): transmembrane signaling receptor activity
Source: RefSeq, a predicted model, not a curated record
AGGAGAUUCAGGGGACUUCACUUGAGGUUUGAGGGAGAUCCGGCAUGUCCACUUCUGAUCUUGGCUUCAGGUCCUUGAAGGGACUGAGAGUUCGUUAGGUCUGAGGAUGGGAGGCAAGACCACGUUUCUGCUUCCGGCUCUGUUCCUUCUCAUCAUCCCAGGUUCAUCUGCCAUCUCGGGUCCCAGAGCAGUGAGAGGUGUGGAGCAGGGCUCACUGACUGUGCGGUGUCAAUACGACCGUGGGUAUGAGCCCUAUGUAAAGUGGUGGUGCCGGGGGGCUGACUGGAGCAGCUGCCGGUUCGUUGUUAAAACGAACAAUGGAUCAGAGAAGGAGGUGAAGCAAGGCCGCGUGUCCAUCAAGGACAACUGGAAAGACCUCUCAUUCACCGUGACCAUGGAGAAGCUCAGGGUAGACGAUUCAGACACUUACUGGUGUGGGAUUGAGAGAGUUGGAGCUGACCUGGGGGACGAUGUUGAUGUGACCAUUGACCCAGCAGUGUCGAUCUCCACCCGCGCCACCUCCAGUGCCAACAUGUUCACAGCACCUCUUGUCCCGGAAGGACACCUGCCCCUACUGGGCAGCGUCCACUUCCUGCUCCUGGUCUUCCUGAAGGUGCCCCUGUUCCUGGGCAUGCUCGGUGCUGUCCUCUGGGUCAACAGGCCUCUGAGGAGCUCCGGGGGGAAGCCCCAGGAAAACCAGCAGCCCCCAUGCUCUUCAACGUUCCAGGAGCAAAAGACCCUCAAACAGAAGGAAAAGGCAUUUUUUUCAGGCAUUGACAGUCGUCAGUGGCGACUGUGGUUCUUGAGGCAUCGUGGCUCCCCGCUUCAAGAAUUAGUCCCCUAGUCCCUGGAAACCUGCUGCUGUGAUGCUCCGGCCUGGCUCUAAUUUCGCCCUUCCCUGCACAGCCUCUGGCCUUCUUCGUCCUGAGGCCUCCAUCACAGGAGAAACUACAGGAAGGAAUGGAAGAGCGGAUGCCUUCUUCUGGGCCCAGUUCCUUGCAGGACAUAUAUGAUCUCAAGUCUGUGUCACAUACAACGUACUGCACUUGUUUUUGCAUUGUGUGCGGGGCUGGGGUCAGCCAACCGUUGGUUUGAGAUUCUCUGUGUGUGCUUGAUUGUGUCUGACUCUUUGUGACC